Molecule: messenger RNA, 894 nt
Organism: Drosophila busckii
Lineage: Eukaryota; Metazoa; Arthropoda; Insecta; Diptera; Drosophilidae
Gene: Sox21b
Product: transcription factor SOX-14
Exons: 8
Coding region: 1-894 (297 amino acids)
Biological process (GO): cell differentiation; regulation of DNA-templated transcription; anatomical structure morphogenesis
Molecular function (GO): RNA polymerase II cis-regulatory region sequence-specific DNA binding; DNA-binding transcription factor activity, RNA polymerase II-specific
Source: RefSeq, a predicted model, not a curated record
AUGGCCGCCGCCGCCGCUGCGCAUCUGCAUCACAACUCGCAGGCCUCGCCCAUCAGCAAUCUGCACCAGAACAUGGGCAGUCUGAUGAACAGCGGCAGCAGCGCCAGCGAUGUGUUCUUCAGCCUGAUGAUACAGAAUACAACGAAGCGCCAGAAUGAGGAGCACAUCAAACGUCCAAUGAACGCGUUUAUGGUCUGGUCGCGUUUACAGCGGCGCAAGAUAGCACAGGAUAAUCCCAAAAUGCACAAUUCCGAAAUAUCCAAGCGGCUGGGUGCCGAGUGGAAGCUGCUAACAGAGGAGGAGAAGCGUCCUUUCAUUGACGAGGCCAAGCGUUUGCGCGCCAUGCACAUGAAGGAGCAUCCGGAUUACAAAUAUCGACCGCGACGCAAGCCAAAGGCACUACGCCGUGAUGGCUACCCAUAUCCCAUGCCAUAUCCUUCGGUGCCCGUGGAGGCGUUACGAGCAGGCAUCUCGCCGGGUUACUUUGCGCCGGGACAUACAGCGGCUGCCUAUCACUUGGGCAGCCAUCUCAGCCAGUCCACAGCCAGUCCAGCCACAACACAGGCCACGCUCUCUGGGCAAAUGGACAAGUUUGCCGCCUUGGAGCGCAGCUCGUAUCUAAGCAACGCUGCUGCUGCCGCCGCGGGCAGCCAGGCCAGCGCCUACAGCGCCUAUCUGGAUCCCAGUGUGCUCACCAAGGCCUACUUUGACUCCAAAAUGUAUCAGGAUCCAUUGACGGGCAGCGGACAAUUGUGCCAACACCUGAGCAACUACCAGACUUUUGGGGUCAGCAGUCUGGGGGGACGGCAGCAGCAGUCACCACAGCAGCAGCCUCUCGCCACAAUUGGCUGUGACUACGACACCCCCGCCGCUGCCGCCGCCGCCGUUGGCUAA